AUGCGACAACCAGCAAUUCCCAUCCCCUCGCCCUUCCAGUCUUCCAUUGCGAAGCCAGGGCAGGGUAAAGUCGUUCUCUCCCUUCUUCCACCAAAUAACCCUACCCUUACAACCCUCACCUAUAAAUACCCAUUGAAGCUGGUCCCGCGGGCCGGCGGCUUCGUCCCAACCCAAGAAUCCUCCGCCGUCUCGGAUUCACGUCCCUCCCACCCCGUCCACCUCUAUCUUCUCACCUAUGGCGGCGGCCUUCUGCCGGGAGACCACAUUGAAGUCUCCAUCACGCUGGAACCAAAGACCCGGAUGGUCGUCACUACACCACAAGGAAGCACCAAGAUCUUCAAGACAGAUCCAAAUAAUAGCGGUUCCAACCCAAAUGUCAUCAAGGGUCACCGCAAUCAAAUGCCCGCCAAUAAACACCUCUCCGACAUGAGUCAACAAUCCCUCGAUGUCCACAUCGGCCGCCAAGCAGCCAUCUGCUACCUCCCCGACCCCUCCGUCCCCUUCAAGAACAGCCGCUACGCCCAAAUCCAAACCUUUACCGUCGACGCCGCCGCAAAAGGCGACCAAAGAAGCAGCCUCUGCGUCCUAGACUGGGUAACGCAAGGCCGCACCUCCCGUGGCGAAAAUUGGAACUUCCGCUUCUGGCGCGGCCGCAACGAAGUCUGGGCCCAAGACGAAAAGACCGGCAAAAGCCGUCUUCUUCUCCGUGACUCAGUCAUCCUAGACGAUGAAGCCGAAGUUUUAGACGACUCCGAUGCAUCGGAGUCCGAAGAAGACGAAGUGACCAACACGAAUCGCAACAUCCACAAUGGUCUCGAGAACCGCGUCGAUAUGCCGCCGCAGGCGCCGGCCGGCCUGACCCCGCUGAACAUUAUUGCGGAGCGUACGCGCCCACACGGCGUCGUCGGCACGCUGAUUCUCUCUGGUCCUGUCUUCGAGGAUCUUGGCGCGCAUUUCAUUCAUCAGUUCCAGUCGCAGCCCCGCAUUGGAAGCCGGAAUUGGUCAGACCAUGCGCCGGCUUCUGUGCCGGAGCCGUCGCUUAGCCACAAGGGCGAUGUUACGUGGACUGCGGCGCGGGUGCGCGCUGGCUUUGUGCUUGUCAAGUUCGGUGCUAAGGACUUCGAGACGGCGAAGCAUUGGCUGGGCGGGAUUAUUCGGGAAGAGGGCAGUGUUGUGCGCGAGUUUGGAGAAGAGGCGCUGUUCUGUCUGUGA
This is a messenger RNA of Penicillium soppii, 1212 nucleotides long. RefSeq names its product urease accessory protein UreD. Gene Ontology annotation, molecular function: nickel cation binding. The record is from RefSeq and is a predicted model, not a curated record. The coding region runs from base 1 to 1212 and encodes 403 amino acids. The transcript has a single exon. NCBI's taxonomy places the organism in Eukaryota, Fungi, Ascomycota, Eurotiomycetes, Eurotiales, Aspergillaceae.